Macroventuria anomochaeta is the source of this 2052-nucleotide messenger RNA. Its product is annotated as glycosyltransferase family 2 protein. The annotation marks the transcript as partial. The record is from RefSeq and is a predicted model, not a curated record. The transcript is spliced from 2 exons. NCBI's taxonomy places the organism in Eukaryota, Fungi, Ascomycota, Dothideomycetes, Pleosporales, Didymellaceae.
UCCAGCUCAAGUUCUGUCCGGUCCAACGAUGAUCCUUUUGCGACAAGGCCUAACUCCCGCGAUGGAAGCGACAAAAGCUACAAGGAGCCGGAGAAUGUCUACACUCCUGCUAGUCAGCGGCAAAGGAGGGGCACAUUCGGUUCCAUCGUCGACGCCGUUGUUCCUGAUGGCCUUGCAAGGAAGAUGACUAAUGUCUCUUUUAACGGGCUACAGAGAAAAGGUUCUGUGUGGAAGACAUACGAGAACGCUAAGAAGCGAGGUGUCGAGUUACAGAGAAAGAAGUGGGUGCAGAUCGUUUUUGAGUACGGAAUCUACCUCUUCUUGCUGUGUUUCAUCUACUUCGUCCUCAUUGGCAGACCGUUAUGGAAUGGAGCCGUCUGGUGGUUGUACUGGGUGGUCGAGAACAAGUUCGUCUUCGCUGGCGGCUUUAGUAUCACACUCGGUAUCGCCUUGUUUUACGCCUUCGCUCCUCUCCUGAUUUUCUUCGAGAAGGACCCUCCUCCAGCCACGUUCACCGCCGAGACCAAAAUCCAGGACAACGUCAAGGACACUGCUCUUCUCAUUCCCUGUUACAAGUCUGCCCAGCUCAUUCGCGCCACCCUCGAAGCAGCCUUAAAGAUCUUCCCACCAUCGCACAUCUUCGUCCUCGCCAACGGAAACAGCCCCACGCCUCUAGAUAAUACUGAGGAAGUGUGCGCACCCUACGGUGUCAACCAUCUGUGGUGCCCGAUCGGCUCAAAGAUCGUCGCACAGUAUGUAGGAGCCUACGCAGCUAAGGCUUUCAAGAACGUCCUGCUCAUCGACGACGACUGCGCGCUACCCGACAACUUCCCUGUAGUGACCGAUCGCCUGAAGGGCAACGUCAUGUGCCUCGGCUACACCAUUAAGUCUGUGGGACCGAACUCCACUAAGGGCAACUUGUGCCAGCAGGCACAGGAUCUCGAGUACAAGCUUAGCGGCAUCCAGCGUGAGUUUGCUGGUAAGAUCGGUUCAGCCACUUUCCCCCACGGUGCCAUUGCUCUCUGGGAUCGCGACCUUCUCAUCAAGACCUUCCAUGAGCACCCCGGAUUCAGUGUUUCUGAAGAUUGGUUCUUCGGUCAUGUUGCUCGCAAACUUGGUUCUCGCAUCAAGAUGUGCUCGCAAGUUUUCGUCGAGACAGAAACACCUACUGCCGUGUUCUUCUCUUCUGGUGGCUCUCGUGGUGGCUUCGGCGAAAUGACCAUCUUCAAGCAGCGCUUCAAGCGCUGGAACUUCUUCUUCGUCAACGGCAUGUACUACAACAUGGCGUACAUCUUUGGCAGCUGGAAGCUCGGCUGGUGGGAGAUCGGUGCCAAAAUCUUCGUCUUCCAGGAGGUCUACGAAACUCUCCUUUACCUUAUCUCUCCUUUUAUUCUUCCCAUUUCCUUCAUUGUCAGACCCAGCUUCGCCGGUAUCCUCCUCGGAGCUACCAUUGUCAUGUAUCUGAUCAACACGGUCAUCUUCAACGAGGUCCAUUUGCGCCGCAAGAACGAACGCCUCGGCUGGGUCCUCGUCUACGUCUACUACCUUCCCUACAAGAUCAUCCUCACCGUCGUCAACGUAGCAAGCUGCUAUUGGUCACUCUACAAGUACGCCCGUUACUUCGCCAAGCGCCAUCCCAAGGUCAUCGAGGACGAGAAGGCUGUUGAAGUCAUCGUGCGCCUCGAGGAAACCCAAGCGGCUCUUGGUGCUGGCACUGGUGGCCUUGGACGCAGCCUGACCGUUCGCACUGUCGGCACAAGGCAGACGCCCAAUGACAACGACCAGGAUAACGUCGAUCCCUUUGAGCAAGCAGAAACCGAGGGCAUCGCGGCUGUCGAUUACGCAGCUGUUCCGACAGCUACUAAGAGCUCCGAUCUUGGUCGUCAGCCUUCCCCUCCUCACAGCGAUCCUUUUAGGGACAGCAGGAGAGCUAGCUUAUCCGAGACGAUCAGAGAUGUGGAGACUUCGGGCCAAAAUCAGCUCUCUUCCCAGAAUAGUCGGAGCUCACAGGGAUCCCGGCGCGAGCCAGGACUAGCUGGCGUAGGCUGGUAA